Messenger RNA from Bufo bufo (common toad), 1442 nucleotides. Its product is annotated as gastrula zinc finger protein XlCGF17.1-like. The coding region runs from base 17 to 1132 and encodes 371 amino acids. Gene Ontology annotation, biological process: regulation of transcription by RNA polymerase II. NCBI's taxonomy places the organism in Eukaryota, Metazoa, Chordata, Amphibia, Anura, Bufonidae. The transcript has 2 exons. The record is from RefSeq and is a predicted model, not a curated record. Gene Ontology annotation, molecular function: DNA-binding transcription factor activity, RNA polymerase II-specific; RNA polymerase II cis-regulatory region sequence-specific DNA binding.
CCUGUACAAGGAGGCCAUGAUGGAGGAGCACCAGCCUCUUAUAUCACAAGCAGAAAAUUCCCAUAAGAAUUCUGAGGGAAACUUCAUGUUGUCACUAAAUUAUAAAGUAGAAGAUGAAGACAUCAUGCAGUGCUCUUCAGGAGAAAACCUUAAUGUACAUCCAGGACUUCACAGUACAGAUCUGUCAUAUAAUCCCCCUGUUCAUGAGGAAUCUUCUGACCAAUCACAGAUUGCUACCACAAGUGCUGGUCAGAAAGGGGCUGAAAGGUUUCAAGAGAUCACAAAAAGAUCAAGUCUUUCUACAGACAGAAGAAUUCGCACACGGGAGAAGCCGUAUUCAUGUCCAAAAUGUGGGAAAUAUUUUGCAUAUAAAUCAGCGCUUGUUCGACAUGAGAGAAGUCACACAGGAGAGAAGCCAUAUUCAUGUUCAGAAUGUGGGAAGCGUUUUACAGUUAGACAAACUCUUGUUAAACAUGCGCUACGUCACACAGGAGAGAAGCCGUAUUCAUGUUCAGACUGUGGGAAAUGUUUUAGUGAGAUCUCAAGGCUUAUUAAACAUAAGAGAAUUCAUACAGGAGAGAAACCGUAUUCAUGUUCAGAAUGUGGCAAAUGUUUUACGCAUAAAUCAAGUCUUAAUGUACAUCAGAGAUGUCACAGAGGAGAGAAACCAUAUUCAUGUUCAGAAUGUGGGAAAUGUUUUAAUGAUAAAUCAAAUCUUAUUGCACAUCAGAGACGUCACACAGGAGAGAAGCCGUAUUCAUGUUCAGAAUGUGGGAAAUGUUUUCCAUAUAAAUCUAAUCUUUUUAUACAUGAGAGAAGUCACGGAGAGAAGCGGUAUUCAUGUUCAGAAUGUGGGGAAAGUUUUAAACUUAAACAAACUCUCAUUAAACAUGCGCUACGUCACACAGGAGAGAAGCCGUAUUCAUGUUCAGAAUGUGGGAAAUGUUUUAUACAGAAAUCAAGUCUUGUUAUGCAUGAGAGAAUUCAUACAGAAGAGAAACCGUAUUCAUGUAAAGAAUGUGAGCAAUGUUUUACGCAAAAAUCUGAUCUUGAUAGUCAUGAGAGAAGUCACAGAAGAGUAAGGAUACGAUCACAAUUCCAGAAUUUAGACUUUGAUUUUGAUUCCAAUUAAAGAAUGACGUUAUUCGAUAACAAAUAAAAUAACACUAAGAAAUACCCACAAUAACCCCAUGUUGCCCAUUAUGUGAAGAGGUACUUGAUGAGGCACUUACUAUUAAUGUGAUGCACAUGGAAGCUCAAAUUGAUAAAACCAAGUGCCUCACAUCGUAAGACUCAAGUGUGUCCUCACGUAAUGGACAACACGAGAUUAAAAUGGUUGUGCAGCAAUAUAUAUUGAUGACCUAUAGUGUUGAGUGCGAAUAUUCGAAAAGUGAAUUUUUAUCGCGAAUAUCAGCACUUCGAAUUCACGAAUAUUUAGAAUA